Molecule: messenger RNA, 1863 nt
Organism: Sorghum bicolor (sorghum)
Lineage: Eukaryota; Viridiplantae; Streptophyta; Magnoliopsida; Poales; Poaceae
Exons: 2
Coding region: 154-1536 (460 amino acids)
Source: RefSeq, a predicted model, not a curated record
AAUAUCCCACGAUCGCAUCUUAUCCGCACGAAAUUCCCCAAUUCCAUCCGCCGCUCCGGUCCUAGGGUUCCUUCUCCAGUUCUCCGCCGCCAUCUUCUUCGCAGUUCUUCCUCGACCCGACCGUAGCUUUCCAUCAAUUCUCUUCUUUGCGCCAUGGCCCCUGCUUGCAUCCUGCUCGACCGCACCGUUGCUUUCCGCAGCCAUCCCCAAGAAACAGAACCCUUCGAUUUAGGAGAAAGAGCAGAGCGCGUGGUCGGCGCGGAAAGAGCGAAGGACCUGGUCGGCGCCACCACCGCGGAAUUGCCAAAGCUUUCAAGCCGUGAGGACAUCGAAGCAUCAAUUGCCGAGUACCUGCUGGCCAUGACGCCAGAUCUGGAGAUCGUCAAACCCCCGGAGAUAAGCUACCUCACCAUGCAGCGACCACUCUCAUCAGAGCCGAUCCCAAAUCACGGAUGGUCCUUGCGCGACGGCGCUGCCGCCGCCGCCGCCGACAAGAACUUGGUCGUCCUCUUCCCCGGCUCCUACCGCCCAGCCUACUCGUACAACCGAUGGUACUUGAUCUUGGACCUCGACGCCGACGCAUCUUCAUCUUCCUCCCUCUCCGCGAUCCCCGGUAUCCGCUUCGAGUACUCUGAUUGCUACAUGACCGCCGGCUACGGGGUCGUCAUCAUGACACGCGAAGGUGGCGCCUUCGUCUUGGCUGAGCUGCUCUUCGACUUCUACCACCGCCGCAGAGGUCCUUGGCUGGGCAUGCUCUGCCUCUGGCAGUCGUCGUUAUGCUCGUGGGUCUACAAGCACGGCGAGCUCCCCGCCGAGGUGUCCCGCACGUGGAAGACUCACAUGUCCUUCCCUGUCCAAAGCAGGAACAUGAACCUCUUCUGCUGGGUCGAUCUUCGCUGCGGAUUGCUACUCUGGGAUCUGGGACGACAUUGUGAGGUCGACUCGUCGGAUGACUUGUUGGACUUGUCUUUUGUUCCGCUGCCCCAUGGCAGCUCCAUCAGUGAUCAACACCCCCGGUGGUCGUCGAACCCACAAGAAUACCGCAACAUGUCUUGCGUUGACGGCACCAUCAAGUUUCUCAACAUGGAUGGCUUCGUGGAGCGUGGCCCAAUCUCGCUCGUUACCUAUGCCCUGGACCUGGAUAAGCCACCCCCUAGCUGGAUGGUUGACACCAAGCUGCUUCUAGAAGAUCUCUGGAAAGAUAAGACAUUUAUGUCCAAGGAUGUGCCACGGAUCCCGCCAUUGUACCCUAUCCUAAGCACGCUAGAACAUGAUGUCGUCUACCUUGCCAUUCCGGGUGAUGUGGAAGAAGUGGAAGGUUACUGGUUUAGGGGAGCGAAGCUCCUGCUUUCUGUUAACACGCGCAAAAACAGGGUCAUCUCUGCCACCCAGCAAAAACACCCAAGAGCAUUGGUGAGAUGGCGCUACAUCCUCGCCGCCAGUGUUUCCCACUCCCAGUUGGGCUCAAAGUAUCACCAAGGAGCGGUGGAAGCAAUUGGGAUGGGGGCAAGCGGAAAAAGGAUGAAGUUUGAAUGACCUCCGCAACAGAAUCAUGUGAAGUUGAAGCCUUUUGAUGAUCAGUCUCUUCCUUGAUGUCAUGCAGUUAGCAUCAUUACAUGGUCUUUCUUGCAGCAUGGUUGAAUGUCCUGUUUUUAAUAACUAAAUGACCUGGUCAAUAUUAUCACUACCUAUAUUGGAUAUUAGUAGCUGCGGUAUGUAAUAUUUACCGGUUGUUGUGUGGCACUUUGGAUUCUUGUGCUUGUGGGGAUUAUCUAUGAAUCAUGUACCAACACCGGUCACCCUUUUUUAUAUCCUCCCGUUUCGUGUUUUUAUUAAUGCUCAUUCAUCCUGCCAAAGUUUGAU